Molecule: messenger RNA, 396 nt
Organism: Coccidioides immitis RS
Lineage: Eukaryota; Fungi; Ascomycota; Eurotiomycetes; Onygenales; Onygenaceae
Exons: 3
Coding region: 1-396 (131 amino acids)
Source: RefSeq, a predicted model, not a curated record
AUGUCGGGUAAGCAAGGGAGGGCGACGACUUCAAAAAUUACAGGGGAAAAGAAAGCACUCAGCAGUCCGUAUCGACGGAAGGACGGCUUAUGGGCAACUCCUCUUGAGCGGGAGGCACAGCAGGCCAAUGAUGGUGUCCAUUGGAGUGAGGGAAAGAAAAUCGCUCCCGACAAAAACAGCCAUUCUGGAUCCCAUAAGCUGCAGAUCAAAUGGGUCAAAUUCAGACCUGUUGCACGGUGUGUCACCUCUUCUGUCGGCACUUGCACAUUGCAGAAGGAAACAAUCAAACCAGUUGGUGACCGCCCAAGCGGCUGUUUGGUCGUGUUGACGAGGCUGGUCCAUGUCCGUAACCGGGUUUCGGGCGCUCACCGGCGUUUUCUGUCCCAUGAGUGUUGA